Molecule: messenger RNA, 1456 nt
Organism: Eptesicus fuscus (big brown bat)
Lineage: Eukaryota; Metazoa; Chordata; Mammalia; Chiroptera; Vespertilionidae
Gene: PKNOX2
Product: PBX/knotted 1 homeobox 2
Exons: 10
Coding region: 13-1431 (472 amino acids)
Biological process (GO): regulation of transcription by RNA polymerase II
Molecular function (GO): RNA polymerase II cis-regulatory region sequence-specific DNA binding; DNA-binding transcription factor activity, RNA polymerase II-specific
Source: RefSeq, a predicted model, not a curated record
UGAAUCAAUCCCAUGAUGCAACAUGCCUCCCCAGCCCCAGCUCUGACGAUGAUGGCCACGCAAAAUGUCCCUCCCCCACCCUACCAGGACAGUCCACAGAUGACGGCAACUGCUCAGACACCCUCUAAGGCCCAGGCUGUCCAUAUCUCCGCACCCUCUGCUGCUGCCAGCACUCCUGUGCCCAGUGCCCCCAUUGACCCCCAGGCCCAGCUGGAGGCUGACAAGCGAGCUGUGUACAGGCACCCUCUUUUCCCGCUUCUGACGCUGCUGUUUGAGAAAUGUGAACAGGCCACCCAGGGCUCGGAGUGCAUCACCUCCGCCAGCUUUGACGUGGACAUCGAGAACUUUGUCCACCAGCAGGAGCAGGAGCACAAACCCUUCUUCAGCGAUGACCCAGAACUGGACAAUCUGAUGGUGAAGGCAAUCCAGGUCCUGAGAAUCCACCUGCUGGAGUUGGAGAAAGUCAAUGAACUCUGCAAGGACUUUUGUAACCGUUACAUCACCUGCCUCAAAACCAAGAUGCACAGUGACAACCUGCUCAGGAAUGAUCUCGGGGGGCCCUAUUCCCCCAACCAGCCCUCCAUAAAUCUUCACUCACAGGACCUCCUGCAGAAUUCUCCCAAUUCCAUGUCCGGAGUCUCCAAUAACCCCCAGGGGAUUGUGGUCCCAGCCUCAGCGCUCCAGCAGAGCAGCAUCGCCAUGACAACUGUCAACUCACAAGUGGUGUCAGGUGGAGCUUUAUACCAGCCAGUUACCAUGGUAACCUCCCAGGGUCAGGUGGUCACCCAAGCAAUCCCCCAGGGAGCCAUCCAGAUCCAGAACACACAGGUUAACCUUGACCUCACUUCCCUCCUGGACAAUGAGGAUAAGAAGUCCAAGAACAAGCGAGGAGUCUUGCCCAAGCACGCCACCAAUAUCAUGCGUUCUUGGCUCUUCCAGCAUCUCAUGCAUCCCUACCCCACGGAGGAUGAGAAAAGGCAGAUCGCGGCCCAGACAAACCUCACCCUCUUGCAAGUCAAUAACUGGUUCAUCAAUGCCCGGAGGCGCAUCCUGCAGCCCAUGCUUGAUGCCAGCAACCCAGACCCUGCCCCUAAAGCCAAGAAGAUCAAGUCCCAGCACCGGCCCACCCAGAGAUUCUGGCCCAACUCUAUCGCCGCGGGGGUGCUGCAGCAGCAGGGCGGCGCCCCGGGGACAAACCCCGACGGCUCCAUCAGCCUGGACAACCUGCAGUCGCUGUCCUCAGACAACGCCACCAUGGCCAUGCAGCAGGCCAUGAUGGCCGCACACGAUGACUCAUUGGAUGGGACGGAGGAAGAGGAGGAGGAUGAGAUGGAAGAGGAGGAGGAAGAGGAACUGGAGGAGGAGGCUGACGAGCUUCAAACGACGAACGUCAGUGACCUGGGCUUGGAACACAGUGACUCCCUGGAGUAGUUGGCAGCCCAGAUGGCACUGACCA